AAGACGUCAGAACGGACCUCCUCGGCGGGGCUGUGUGAACCGGUUCAGAGAGGUGGUCCGUGUCUGUUUGGAAACGGUAUUACUCGGUUUUAGAGACGGAGAGACUGAGGGACCAGGACUGGGUGUUUUGUUCUGGUUUACUCCCUGUACAGCUGUUUCACUGACCUCGGAGCCGGUGUGGUUUUCCAUAAGCUGCUGCAGGUCUGUCCGAUGAAGUACUGCAGUACUCGGGGUGGGGUCCGUGGAUGGGACUUCGGGGACGUGCUGUUCUCGGGGUACGCUCCAGAUGGGGGGAUGUUCAUGCCAGAGAGUGUACCUUUGCUGCACCCAGAUACCCUCAGGAGCUGGAGGGGGCUGCCCUACCCCAGACUGGUGGUGGAGGUUUCCUCACUGUUCAUCCCCGCUCAGCUGAUCCCCAGACAGGACCUGGAGGUCCUGGUGGCUGAGGCCCUGUCUGGGUUCUCGGUGCCUGAGGUGAUCCGCGUAGCUCGACUGAAGGAGGGUCUGUCGCUCCUGGAGCUCUUCCAUGGAGAAACCCUGGCCUUUAAGGACCUGGCUAUGACCUGCACCGUGCGUUUCCUCGACUACCUCCUGCGAAAGAAGAAGCACAGAGCCACUGUUCUCGUAGGUACGUCAGGUGACACAGGAGGCUCAGCCAUCCACAGCGCUAAAGGUCUGUCUGGGCUGGAUGUGGUGGUGGUCUACCCCCGAGGACGCAUCACUCCGGUCCAAGAGAAACAGAUGAUCACCUGCCUGGAGGAUAAUGUCCACGUGUUUGCAGCCGACGGCAGCUCAGACGACAUCGACCAGCCUCUGCGCCGUCUGUUCGCCGACCAGGAGCUGGUCAAGUCUCACGGCCUCAUGAGCCUCAACUCAGUGAACUGGUCCAGAGUCCUGAUCCAGCUGGCCCACUUCAUCUACGCCUACCUGCAGCUGAGCGGGCUGGAGCACACCGAGGCUGACGCUGCCCUACCUGAGCUGGAGGUGGUGGUGCCCACGGGGGGGGCAGGAAACAUUGCAGCUGGCUUCAUCGUAACGCAGAUGGGUGUACCUCUGAAGCUGGUGGCCAUGGUGAACUCUAAUGACAUAGUCCACAGGACGGUGACCUCUGGUGACUUCUCCAUGACAACUGACGUCACACGGACCCUGGCCCCUGCUAUAGACAUCCAGGACCCGUACAACAUGGAGCGGGUGUUCUGGCUGCUGCUGGACGGAGACGGAGCUUCAGUGAAGAACAUGAUGGAGGAGUUUCAAAACACACACAGACACACUCUGCCUGAAAACCACCACAAGCUGCUGUCACAGGUUCUAUCCACUGGAUCAGUGAGUGAUGACGGGAUCCUGGAGACCAUGAGGAGAUGCUGGGAGGAAAACCAGUACCUGCUGUGUCCACACACAGCUGUGGCUGUGUGGCAUCACUACCGCUGUCCUCACAGCCCUGGACUCAACAGGUGUUACAUUGCGACAGCAUCUCCAGCCAAGUUCCAGGCAGCGGUUGAGAGGGCCGGCCUGACCGUUGACCUGCCUGAGGCGGUGCGGGCGUUGGACGAGUUGGCCACUCGUUACCAGAACCUGGAGCGAACCCCGGACUGGUGCAAAGACUGGGAGGAGAGCCUGAGAGAGAAAAUUCGGUCUGUGGGCUCGUCCAGGAGAAACACAGGGACAGCAGCUGAUUAUUAAAGAUGUUGUUGUGGAGGGACACAGGGUUUUACUGCAAAACCCUGACCCUGUGUGUGGAGGAGGUCAGGUGACUGCAGCUCGUCCUUGAUCUGUGCGCUUCCUUAUCUGAUUCAGUAAAUGAUGUUGAUGGUGGUCUCUGUGAUCUUUACACUAUGGAGAUCAGAGGUGUUGUACACACCUGUGUUUAUCUUAUCUUAAAAGCCAUUAGACGUCGUGUUCGCCUGUUAGUUUGACCCAUAUCGACUCAGCAAAAUGAGACGUUUUUCACCUGAGCAGGUGCAGACAGAACAUAAAGACAUCAGAAUGUUUAAUGUCUUUAAUACAAAACACCAUUUGGAACCACAUUACCCUCAGUUUAUUAAAUCUCUCAUCUCAAAGGCAGCAGUGAUGCUUUCGUGGACCCUGAAAAGAAUCAUCUGCAGCACUUCUCAGUCAGACACGUUUGUUUUGGUAAAUUCUAAAAUCUGCAGAAGCUUCUGUUGCUCAUGAACGCCUGUGCUGCUGAUCUCAGAUCACAAUGCAAAAGACCUUCUGAAACAUAGUAGAAGAAGCAAUAUAAUAUACGUGAAUAACACUGUUAUCCAGUUCUGUGAAGUGUCCCAGUAACAAAUGCACAACACUGAGGCCCUGAACCCAUUGAUAACAGGAGCAGCACCACACUGUAGAAAUACUUCUUCACUGAACAAGCCAUUAAUGUAAUUAUUAGCAAAAUCAUGUAUCAAAAGCAGAGCAAUGUUACCAUAUAUUAUUUCAGUAUUACUGAUGCAUUCAUGUGUGAACAGCAUUUUCUUGUUGUAAUCUAUAACAACACGUCACAACCUGCAGCCAUGAGCUUGUUUUAUGUUUUGUCUGUAAAAUACAAAUUUACAGAAUAACUAAUAACCCCAGCUGUCAGAUACACGUGGUGCAGUAAAAAGUACAAUGGUAGAAAUCAGCAAGAAAGGAAGUACUCCAGUGCAUGUGCCUUAAAGCUAUAUUAACUACCUACAUCUGUGCUGUGAGUCAGGUCUGUUGUGUGUAACAUAAAUGAUGUAAAUCUGAAUAAUGCAAUGAUAACACUGCAUUAAAAACAAGUCUGUGUAGAGUUGUACAGAUGUAAUGAAGUGAUUUGAACAAAUCCAGUGAAAUAAAGAGCAGCUGAUGUUGGACUUUGACAUG
Messenger RNA from Seriola dumerili (greater amberjack), 2838 nucleotides. RefSeq names its product threonine synthase like 2 (gene thnsl2). Lineage: Eukaryota; Metazoa; Chordata; Actinopteri; Carangiformes; Carangidae. The coding region runs from base 211 to 1680 and encodes 489 amino acids. Gene Ontology annotation, biological process: 2-oxobutyrate biosynthetic process; dephosphorylation. The transcript has 9 exons. The record is from RefSeq and is a predicted model, not a curated record. Gene Ontology annotation, molecular function: pyridoxal phosphate binding.